Molecule: messenger RNA, 2094 nt
Organism: Oreochromis niloticus (Nile tilapia)
Lineage: Eukaryota; Metazoa; Chordata; Actinopteri; Cichliformes; Cichlidae
Product: cytosolic sulfotransferase 3
Exons: 8
Coding region: 518-1417 (299 amino acids)
Molecular function (GO): sulfotransferase activity
Source: RefSeq, a predicted model, not a curated record
UUAUAUCACAGAUUCUUGUGUUCGGCAGCAACACGUUCUCACUCCCAAAGCGUAACAUUUUACGCUAGGUGACAAAUCGUCAACAUAUUACGUUUUCGGCCACCCAACGCGUAAGUGACGACAUCGGAAAACUGCGGACAUAUGAGAACCGUUUAGACUCAAUCUAUACGUCUUCGCUUUUUCCCUUAAAAUCGCUUGGGAAAACACUAUUUCACGUCAUUAAAGUGCUGGUUAAGGUUAGGAAUAAGGUUAUGGUUAGGUUUAGGGAUAAGGUUAGGUUUAGACGUAGGGAUACGGUUAUGGUUAAGGUUAGGAAUAAGGUUAUGGUUAGGCAUAAGGUUAUGGUUAAGGUUACAAAUAGGGUUAUGGUUAGGCUUAGGGAUAAGGUUAGGUUUAGGGCUGCAAUACAGGGCUGGAACCCGCCGCGUUCCGUAACAACGUGGAAGGUCACCUUUCGCGUUCCUCGGGAACGCCGCGGGACGUGACAAAACGUCGGGAUGUUACGCCUCGGGACUAAAUGGAGGUGCCACGUCGACCAGAAAUGUUUGACUUCCAUGGAGUCUCCAUGAUCAACAUCAUCACUGACAACUGGGACAACGUACAGAACUUCAAAGCAAGACCAGAUGAUAUUCUUAUCGCUACGUACCCUAAAGCAGGAACCACAUGGAUCUCUUACAUCCUAGAUCUUCUGUAUUUUGAGAACAUGGAUCCAGAUCGUCAGACAUCCAUCCCUCUUCAUGAAAGAGUGGCCUUCCUGGAGAUUUCUGUACCUUCUCAACCUUCAGGUACCGAUUUGGCAGACAAACUUCCCACCACUCCUCGUCUCAUUAAAACUCAUCUACCAGUCCAGUUUGUACCAAAGUCCUUCUGGGAGCAGCGCUGCAGGGUGGUUUAUAUGGCCCGCAAUGCAAAAGACAAUGUAGUGUCCUAUUUCCACUUUAACCGCAUGAACAGUGCCCUCCCAGAACCAGGAGACUGGAGCACCUUUCUGCAGGACUUCAUGGAGGGAAAGAGGGUUUAUGGAUCGUGGUAUGACUAUGUGAACGGCUGGUGGGAGAAGAAGCAAACUUAUUCAGAUUUUCACUACAUGUUCUAUGAGGAUUUGAUUGAGGACUGUGGACGAGAACUAGACGGGCUGUGCUCCUUCCUUGGUUUGUCUCCAUCAGUUGAAGAGAAGGAAAGAAUCAGAGCCAGUGUGACGUUUGACAGCAUGAAGCAAAACAAGAUGACCAACUAUACCACAGCUCACAAGCUGAACCACGAGGUUUCUCCUUUUAUGAGAAAAGGAAAAGUUGGUGACUGGAAGAACCACUUCACUGUGGCCCAGAAUGAGCAGUUUGAUGAGGACUACAAGAAGAAGAUGAAGAAUCCUGAUUUGAAGUUUCGCUGUGAAAUUCAAAGAGCGGGCUGGAGCUGAGAAGUGAUAUGCAAUUAAAUAGUUAAGAAUAAAUCAAAUAUUAAGCCUGAAGAACUGAAUUCUCUUACAUUGUGGUGCUGUUGGCUAUAUAUCAGCUUAACAUCCUAGGACCUGGACCUUUGGGUUGUGCACACCAAAAUACAAAAUUUUGCUCUACAAAGGGCCUGAUAUCCACUUACAAGGACAUUAUACUGCCACUGUUCUAUCAAAAUCUAAAAUGAAUGUCCUCUUAUGUGGAGCUUAUUUUUCUCAGAAACAAAAAUCAGGUAAAAUAAAAAGGGUCAUUCUUUGUUUUUACAUUCAUCAGGUCCCAAUCGGCCCAAAUAGCAAAGAGAAAUAAAAAAUGCAUGCCAUGAAAGAGUUCGGGUCUUAGGAGGUUAAGAAAAAGGAGGAUGAAGGAACAUGUUGGUCAUAUAGAAUAUCCUGACUGUCUACAUGCCGUGGUCAUCAUAAAAGUCAAACAUAAGAUCAAAGGUUUUGAUGUUCUUUUUAAACUCUCCAUUACAAAGAGACAAACUACCCGUCCAAUAAUGCUGUUUAAUGUUUGUAUAUGCUAUUUACUUACUCCACACAGGAACCAGAGUUCAUUUUGUGUAAUUUCCCAGCUUAAAAAAACAUUUAUCCUCAACUUAAAAACUACACUACCUGAACAAACUAAACUUUGUUUAUUUCUCAAA